Tigriopus californicus is the source of this 678-nucleotide messenger RNA. RefSeq lists its product as uncharacterized. NCBI's taxonomy places the organism in Eukaryota, Metazoa, Arthropoda, Copepoda, Harpacticoida, Harpacticidae. Bases 148 to 642 code for a protein of 164 amino acids. The record is from RefSeq and is a predicted model, not a curated record. Gene Ontology annotation, biological process: positive regulation of voltage-gated potassium channel activity; sleep; regulation of synaptic transmission, cholinergic. The transcript is spliced from 5 exons.
UCCCCAGCCAGCAACCAGUCCAAACAGGUAGUCCUCAUAGUGAUGAAGUACCUGGAUUUGUGAUAUGGGCGGUUUCCAGCGGAUUUGAAAGCCCUCUUCUUCUCUUCAAGCAGUUGCAUGUAAACAAAACACAAGGUCUAUUUCAAGAUGGAAAUCUGGCCGCUUAUCCUGAUUUUAGUGUUCGUGGUGGAACAAGGAUUGGCUAUUAAGUGCUAUCAAUGCAGCUCCACAGAGGACCAACGACAGCCCACAGGGGUUUGGUCCGAAGAUCAGUAUACUCAAAACAGAUAUGAGGAUAAUUGUGGCGUGUAUUGGCCGUUUGAGCCGUAUCGUAAUGUUCCUGUGGAGUGCAAUUCCGACGAAUCCCACAAUCCUGGAACCUUUUGUGUCAAGAUUGUGAAACAGGGCCCAAAGGGAUUCAUUUGGGAUGGCCGAUGGCGAAUGGUAAUCCGUCGUUGUGCGUCCGUUUCCGACACUGGCGUUACUGGUGUAUGCAACUGGGGCGUCCUGGAAAAUGGGGUCUAUUGGGAAGAAUGUUAUUGCUCCUCGGAUGGCUGCAAUUCGGCGGAUUUCUUAAGCGCCAACACCAGCUUCAGCCUCGUUCUCGCUGUUAUAACCCUACUCAGUGCAAAAAUUCUAUAGAAAUAAACUUGUUUUUGUAUAUUUUUCAAAAAACAA